AGCCAGUCUCUCGUUCUCAAAAUCAAGUUUCUUGCCGCAACUAUGAAACGCUUCAACGUCCUCAACUCACUUGUCUUCAAACUCCACAAGAACUCCCAUGAAAACAUCUUCUCUAUAACGAAACUAUUCUCUUCGGCUUCACAACCACUAACUGAGAUGGAAGCAGAUCAGGUAACGAAGCAACAGCUGCUUGACUCGAUCAAUUCUUCUCAGUGGCAUUUCAUCAAACAGGUUUCGCCCAAGCUUACUCCUUCUCUUGUAUCCUCCACUUUGUUCAGUCUCCAGAAAACCCCUGAUUUGGUUCUUCAAUUCAUAGCCCACAUCGAGUCUCAUUGCCUCGAUGCUAGAACCCGCUGUCUUGCUAUAGGAAUCGUCUCUCACCUCCCGUCCCAAAAACCUGCUUUGCAGCUGUUUAAGCGAGCCAUCAAUGAUGGUCUUGCGACGAACAUAGAGUUUUUUGAUGCGCUGGCGAUUUCCCGUGAUGAGUUGGGUGUAAAGAGUAGUAUUGUUUUUGAUUUUUUGAUAAGGGCUUAUUGUGAGUUGAGGAAAGGUGAUGAUGCGUUAAAGUGCUUUGAUAUGAUGAAGAAAAAGGGAAUUUCGCCUAAGGUCGAGACUUGUAAUGAGAUGUUGAGUUUGUUUCUAAAGUUGAACAGGACGGAUACUGCAUGGGUUUUGUAUGCGGAGAUGUUCAGAUUAAGGAUUAAGUCCAGUGUGAUCACAUAUAAUAUAAUGAUUAAUGUGUUAUGUAAGGAAGGGAAGUUGAAGAAGGCAAAGGAAUUCAUGGGGUUUAUGGACAGUUUGGGAGUUAAACCUAAUAUUGCCACUUAUAACACCAUAAUCCAGGGGUAUUGUUCGAGAGGGAGGUUUGAGGCAGCUCAUGGUGUUUUAAGUACAAUGAAAGAUAGAGGUGUUCCUCCGGAUUCAUAUACAUACGCUUCGUUUGUUAGUGGAUUGUCAAAGGAAGCAAGACUUGAGGAGGCAUCUAUGAUGCUUGGAAAAAUGAAAGAAAUUGGGUUGGUUCCGGAUGCAAGGACUUACAAUAUCUUGAUUGAUGGAUAUUGCAAUAAAGGGGAUUUGGACUUGGCUUUUAGCUUCAGGGAUGAGAUGGUUGAGAAGGGGAUAUUUCCGACCGCGUCAACUUACAAUGUGUUGAUUCAUGCAUUGUUAAUGGAAUGCAAGAUGAGUGAAGCUGAUCAUUUACUUAAAGAAAUGGAAGAAAAGGGGAUUGCUCCUGAUGUUAUAACCUAUAACAUUUUGAUUAAUGGGUAUUGCAGAGGUGGGAAUGCAAAAAAAGCCUUUGAUAUUUACGAUGAAAUGGUGGUUAAGGGGAUUCAGCCUUCACAAAAAACUUAUACACCUCUUUUAUAUGUUUUGUGUAAAAGAAACAGAAUGAAGGGGGCGGAUAACUUUUUUGAGAAGAUACAGGGUAAAGGCGUGUAUCCAGAUCUCAUAAUGUUCAAUGCUUUGAUUGAUGGCCACUGUGCUAUUGGGAAUAUGGAACGUGCAUUUGCACUGUUAAAGGAGAUGGAUAUAAAGAAAGUUACUCCAGAUGAAGUAACUUAUAAUACCCUAAUGCAAGGCCGUUGUAGGGAGGGGAAAGUUGAAGAAGCCCGUGAGCUUCUUGAAGAGAUGAAGAACAGGGGAAUAAAGCCUGAUCACAUUAGUUAUAAUACCCUGAUUAGUGGGUAUAGUAGGAGAGGUGAUAUGAAGGAUGCUUUCAACGUUCGGGAUGAGAUGUUGAAUAUCGGAUUCAACCCUACGCUUCUCACAUACAAUGCUCUUAUAAAAGGGUUGUGCAAAAACCAAGAAGGUGAUCUUGCUGAAGAACUACUUAAAGAAAUGGUUAGUAAUGGCAUUAAACCUGACGACAGCACAUACAUCUCUUUGAUUGAGGGAAUGCAAACGGUUGAUAAUUGUUCAUUAAGUAGUGAUUUGUAGUCAAUUUUUUCGUCACAAACAGUUGACCUUUAAUGGCGAAUGGGGUAUUUCAAAUUAAAUCUUCCCCUUUUUCUGCAUGAAGAAAAGCUCUGGUUUGGGAUCUUUUGGUACUUCAAAGUUCAAAGUACAAAAUAUUCCCCUGGUUCAGCUCAGAUGGCUACAUUGUGGAGUAAAUUAUUGCUAGUGGAUUGAAUCUAUAUGAGCUUCACAAAGAGGCAUAUCUGUUGGUCUUGGAAUUUGGAACUUGUUCUUUUGGAAUUAUACAACAUAUUUUCCUUUCAUUUAUUCUCCUAUCAUAUUUUCUUAAAUAAGAUUAGGUAUUCAUCUUCUUUCUUGUUUGUAAAGUUAGCAGGGCAAUGCUGCUGAAUGUAUUCUGGGGUUGAAACUAUUAGCAUUGCAUUAGGUACAUUUAAAAAUGAUCUUCCUGGAUUCCAUCUACAAAAUGCAAUAGAAUAAUGUCGCUUUAAUAUGUGAAUUUUAAGAAAUAUACAUGAUAUGUGCACAUCAGAAAGAUUUCUUUUCUGUCUUCCAAACCCCUUCAGAUCAUGUUCAUUCCUUCUGUUUCCAGCUUCCAUUUCCAUUUAUAGUCACCGUGUCUUCUUUGCUUUGUCAGUUCACCUUUUAGCUGCAGUGUUUAAAUUGCCAGUUCCUAAUUGUCUGGUGCAAAAUAUUUUCCUCUCUGAUCUCAUGGGAUCAAAGGUAAUCCUUUCGUUUAGUUAUAUGUUUUUUUGAAAUAAACAUUAUUUUUUUCCUGGUUAUACAUCAUUCACAAACAUGGUGGCAACAUUGAUUUUUUAACUGAUUUAAUUGUAUGUAAAUUCUGGAUUUAUAGUAGGAUGUAUAUCCUUAUAAUCACUGGUAGCUCAUUAGAUCUCUGUCUUAUUUAUUUCCUAAGUUCCCUUAUGUGAAAAUGCAAGAUCUUAGAGAAUUGUGUCUGAAGCAGUCUUUGGAUGAUUAAAAUUUGAUGAAUUGAUAUCGUCGAAGGGUAGAAUUCAUCGCUUUGGUAAACUAUAAUUAGGUUUGCCUUUCUAGAUGACUUAAUGCUAUCUAAGAUCACUAAGUGGCCAUAGGAGGUUCUACUCUUGAUGUAUUCUUUAAAGCGCUUUUGUUUGCUUGCCCAUACCCUGCUUUUCUGACAUACAUGGCAUUAGUUUAGAAACUCUUGAGAAUGGUAGCAUCUCAGGUGUUUAAAUUUCCAACUGAAUUGACGAUGAUGCUAUCUAAUUUUGAAAUUUAUAUGAGCUCACUGAUUCUCCAAUAAUCCAUUGUUUUGCAAUAAGGAGGUAUUAGUUCUGCCUGUCAGAGGCUUUGCGUCAAAGGUAAAGAAAUGGCUGGUUCUAUGUUUAUGUAAUAUGUUUCAUUUACUUUAGUUAUAAACAGACAACUUUCUCAUACAUUGUCUGGUAGCUGUCUUUUGCUGAGAAUUAAUUGUUGGACCUUAUGUAACCUUCUAUUUUCAGUUAUCUUCUUCCUCAUUUGUGAGCACACAAUCUGCAUAUUCAGAAGACUCUAGGUUUCUUUGCUGGUUAGUGCUGAUCUCAAACUUGAGAAACAAAAAAUCAAUUGUUAUGAUGCCUUUUAAAUAAGCUCGCUUGGAAUUUAUUUCUAUCCGUAGCACAUUUGCAGGUGGGUCUUUUUUUUUUUUUUGAUAGAUGUGAAUUUUAUGAGAUGAGAAUUACAUAAUAAGUUGUUUUCAUUGUCAACGGCUGUGCCGUGCUGAGUUCAAUCAAAAUGCGCAUGUUAUUUUAAUAACCAUCAUCUUACACUUCAAAUAUCAUUCAGGCAGUGCACGGAUAAGAACACCGGCAGAAGUUUAUUUGGUACUUGAUAGACUUAUUGUUCACAGGUAUAAACGAAAAGGCAAGGGCAUCAGAGAGCAGCAAGUGUAGGGCCUUGAUGAAGACACAUGUAAUCUUUUUAUUGGCAUGUCCUGUUGGUAACAGACUCUGAGUAUAUAGUCUGGUAGCAGUAGUGGUAGUGGUAUUCUGGAAUUGAGUAGGACGUGUUGUCUUUUGGAGGUCCUAACUCCUCGAAAGUUAGGUUUAUCUUUGCAUUUCCUGUGUAACAGCUUUCUCUUGUUUUUCCCUUUCAAUCAAUAUAGCCACAUUCCUCUGGUUUACAAGUUA
Messenger RNA from Tripterygium wilfordii, 4064 nucleotides. Its product is annotated as pentatricopeptide repeat-containing protein At2g15630, mitochondrial-like. Bases 43 to 1938 code for a protein of 631 amino acids. The record is from RefSeq and is a predicted model, not a curated record. NCBI's taxonomy places the organism in Eukaryota, Viridiplantae, Streptophyta, Magnoliopsida, Celastrales, Celastraceae. Gene Ontology annotation, molecular function: protein binding. The transcript has a single exon.